Molecule: messenger RNA, 360 nt
Organism: Plasmodium malariae
Lineage: Eukaryota; Apicomplexa; Aconoidasida; Haemosporida; Plasmodiidae
Gene: PH1
Product: PH domain-containing protein, putative
Exons: 3
Coding region: 1-360 (119 amino acids)
Source: RefSeq, a predicted model, not a curated record
AUGGAAAUAGUGAAUGAAGGUUGGGUAUUUAAGCAGUCGAAAUAUUUGAAGAGGUUAAGGAAAAGGUAUAUGAUACUAACAAAAAAUUUCAUUUGUUCCUUUAAGUCUCAGUAUUACCAGGGGGAGAGGCCAACAGAGAUAUUGUACCUUAACAAAUUUACCGAGUUAACUUCAAUGGAAGAUAUUAGAAAGAUAAAGUUGGUGGAAAACGAGUUAGAUCUAACCAACAUAUAUUUAUUUAACAUACGUUAUAACAACAGGAAGAUUUUGUUUGUGACCUUGGAUAAGGAUGAGAAAAACAAAUGGAUAAAGCAUAUCAGCAAGCAGAUGGUAAAACCUACGGUUUUAUUGAGCGAAUAA